AUGUCACGAGAGCCUAUUUUACCUUUUACUAACUAUUACCAAGAAACCAAAAAAUUGGGAAGUGAUCGUAUAGUUUUACCAUCAAUCGCUGCUCUUGUUUCAAAUAUCGAUAGCAAUGUUACGAAAACCGAACCGUUGCAACAACACUAUCAGCAUCUUCGAACACCAGACCGGUACCAGUACCACCAUAAAUCGGCUGAAGCACCGAAGCUACCUGCCCCUUUGGCAUAUACACAUAAUCCUACAACAACGACGGUUUUAACUCCACAGCCUCAGUAUAUUGCUGUUUCUAGGCCACCACAGUUAUGUUCAUCAGCUGGCAUGCCAUAUACGUUUUCUAUGGUACAGACGCCCAUUGUCCAAGUUCAAGCUGCUAAUAAAUUCUACCCCCAAACAAUACCGGUGAUUACGCAAACUCCUCAGACACAGUGGAUCACUGCCAAUUUUUACUCUACUCAAAACCCGCCACCCCCAGGAACACUGGUAGGUCCAGCACCAAGAUUAUCUGCUUUGGAGCCGUUACCUAUAAACGUAGCACCACGUCGACCAUUCAUAGUAACUGUACCGUAUCAUCCACUCUGUUCUAACACACCUUCUUCCACAAGUUCACUGUCCUCUUCGUCUAUAAUGUCAUCUCCGACAUUGCCAACUAAUAACUAUGGUGUAGCCAAUUUCGAAGAAAACCCUAACAGUAUUGGGUGCAUGUACGGCGAUUCAUCUAAACUUGCAAAUAUCUACCGUGACCCAAAGAUAAAGAAUAAAAAACAAUGUGAUAUAUGUGGUAAAAUAUGUUCAAGACCAUCUACUUUAAAGACUCAUUACUUAAUUCAUAGUGGAGACACACCUUUCAAAUGUGCAUGGAAAGGUUGCACGAAAGCAUUUAAUGUUAAAAGUAACAUGCUUCGACAUUUUAAAUGUCACGAAAAAAAAGCAAGAUUAAGUGGAGGGGUUUCGAAGGUUAUUGAUAAGAAUAAACAUAAGCAGAGAGGGAAAAGACACGUUAAUAAAUAA
This is a messenger RNA of Naumovozyma dairenensis CBS 421, 1011 nucleotides long. RefSeq lists its product as uncharacterized. Gene Ontology annotation, cellular component: nucleus. Gene Ontology annotation, biological process: regulation of transcription by RNA polymerase II. The record is from RefSeq and is a predicted model, not a curated record. Bases 1 to 1011 code for a protein of 336 amino acids. Lineage: Eukaryota; Fungi; Ascomycota; Saccharomycetes; Saccharomycetales; Saccharomycetaceae. Gene Ontology annotation, molecular function: RNA polymerase II cis-regulatory region sequence-specific DNA binding; DNA-binding transcription factor activity, RNA polymerase II-specific. The transcript has a single exon.